AUGUUCCUGGCACUCUUCACAAUUUGUCUUAUAUCCCGGAUGAACGGAAGUGAGGCUGAUGGCGGGCCGUGUAAAACUUCAGAGAGAUCAGUACCUGGUAAAGCACUUAAGAGACACACUUUCAAAGAGUUUCCAGUGAGGGGAAUUGUUGAUUGCCAAAACACCUGUGAAAGAGACCCUAGGUGUGCAAGUUACAAUUUUUUCAUUCCGGGUAAAGUGUGCGAGCUUAACAGUCACACCAAGGAAGAAAGACCUGAUGAUUUUGUGACAGAUGAACUGAGGUUUUAUAUGAGAAGAGAAGGUAUGAUAAUCUGUCUUUUUCCUCCCUUCUGUUUCUGAGUCUAAAUGCAAUUGAGCACAUGUGCAGGCCAAAAUACACGUACGAUAACAAAAUUCCAAGAUGAAAAUCAAAUAGGAUUGCCAUGUAUACGCAUCGUUAGCAAGCUGUAGAAAGAAAAUCGUCCACGUACUACAUUUCUCACAACUUUGACUUAAAAAUAACACGCGUAUGUUACCUGUUUUGUACCAUUAGAUGAUGACGAGUGCUUGAAGACCCCACCUGUCUGUGAUGUCAAUGCAAACUGCAAGAACACUCUUGGCUCCUAUCUUUGUUCAUGCAAACCGGGUUUUAUAGGUGACGGCAAAACAUGCCAAGGUUAG
This is a messenger RNA of Porites evermanni, 660 nucleotides long. Lineage: Eukaryota; Metazoa; Cnidaria; Anthozoa; Scleractinia; Poritidae. The record is from the annotation of a GenBank genome assembly.